Messenger RNA from Meloidogyne enterolobii, 2038 nucleotides. The record is from the annotation of a GenBank genome assembly. NCBI's taxonomy places the organism in Eukaryota, Metazoa, Nematoda, Chromadorea, Rhabditida, Meloidogynidae.
GUGCCGAUACCUGAAUGUGGGUGGUUUAGAUUCUGGUUAAUAGGCUUUUCUCUAUGUAGGGUUUUCCUCCCUUGGAAAAUUUUUUUUCUUUUUGACCAUUACUGGAAAGACUCUUUUCUUAUUGUGGGAUGAUUCUUCUCGAGGUUUCUUUUAAAAAAGCAUGGCCUUUCUCCUCCCUAAUAUCCUUACUUCCCCAGAUUUCCGCCUUAAACGUUGAUCUUUGACUUUUUUUUUCUAAAUGUGCUUUUGAUCCUGAAUUAUUUUUUAAUUUCAAUUCUUUUUUUCAGUUCACUUACAACAUUUUUUGAAAGUCUUUACCAAGCUUUGGGGAAAAUUCGUAUUGAAGGACGUCCAUUCACCGAAUUUUUUGGUGAUUGUAUUUGUGUUCGUUUAAUCUCUGCACUUGAAAAAGGCUGUCUAAAUCCAGCAAUUCCAUUCGAUAAGGAUAAGGCAACUAUUGUUUAUGGUGAACUUAAUACUCUUAUUACAGAGUUUCUUCAAUUUAUGAAGGACAAGGCUUUCUUUACUCCAUCAGCAGAUGUUUUGUUUGAAAAUUUCUUCAAUAGUUUUGAUAGAAUUACAAUUGAUCGGCGUUGUCAUCAUUAUAUAACUACUGCAAGGGAAUUAAUUAAGCAGCCUUAUGUUGAUUUAAUUGAGGUUGGCUCUUCUACUGAUGAUUCUGAAGAAGGAGCAGCUGAGAUUGUGGCAAAAAUGAAUGAGCGCCUUAAAAUCACAUCUGAACAACCUCAUCAAUCUAAAGAUGUGCAUUGGGAUAAGGACCAUACAAAAAUUUAUCAAUUUCAUAAAUGCAAAAUUAGUGUGUCCACCUUUGAUUUGGUCAAUCUCGUAAUAGAAAUUUUAAAAUCUGCCUCAGAUUCUACCACAGAUCCAGAAGCUUGUCGUUUGGUUAAUACGGCCCGAAAUGUUUUGGAUAUGUUUGUUAAUACUGCUGCAGAUUAUCACAUGAAGGCUUUAACUUCUGUUCCUCAAAUUGCUGCUGUAUUCUUCAAUAACUGUCACUACAUUUGCCAUCGUUUAAUGACUUUGCCUGUUGAUAUUAUGCAAAGUAUGCUUAAAAUUUCUAAGAUCUCUCAAGAAAAUUGUUCAUUUACCGAUAUGUUUACCGAAUUGCGUACUUUGGGCGCUAAAACAUUGGAAAUUCAUAUAAUUCAUUCAAGACGUUCAAUUUCUACAACAAUUGGGGAAGUCGACAUUUUUGUAAAUUUGAGAGAUGAUAAACAACACAAACAUUGUAUUAAAAUUUUGCAAUCUUGUAUUCUUCAAAUUCAACAAAUUUCUAAUGUUUGGGUUGAGGUAAUGCCAAAAUUUGUUCUAGCCCAAUCUGUUGGUGCAAUUGUAUCUCAUUUGUUGGCUAUUCUUUCUGAUUUUAUUUUGAGCAAAGAAGAUAUUGCUUCAAGGGAUGCAGAAAUUAUAGCUGAUUUACUUGAGUCUUUAAUUGAUGAAUGCAAAAAGAUUUUGAUGAUUGACGAUAAACCAAUGAUUCAAAAAGUUUGUGAAGAGAGUUAUUAUAUGCUUAUUGAAAUUAUUUUUUGUUUGAAGAGUAAUUUAUCGGAAAUUGGACAUCGUUGGUGUCAAGGAAAAGGGCCACUUGCAAAUUGGUUAACUCCACACCAAGUGAAACAAUUAAUUCGAGCUUUAUUCCAAAAUACUGAAAAACGGGCGCAGCUUUUGACGCAGAUUAAUUAAAUUUUUUGUUUGAAAUAUGUGUCUAUACCGUGAUUGCUUUAAUUAAACCCAUUGGGCUUUUUUUCAAUAGGUUUCUUUCUUUUAUUAGAGAGGGUUUUGGGCUUCUAUUGAAAAGAGGGUUGUGCUUUUUUUUCAAAAGGUUUUUUACUGGGCUUCUAUCAAGAGGGGUACGUUUAUUUUUCAACGGCCUUUUUAUGUUGGGCUCCUAUAAGAGAGGGGUGUUUUUAUUAGAGAGGGUUUUUACUGGGCUUGUAUUAGAUUUUUUCAAUGGCCUUUUUGUUUGGGCUUCUAUUAGAGAGGGAUGUUUUAUUUUUCGAUUGGGCAUCCCUGG